Dothidotthia symphoricarpi CBS 119687 is the source of this 360-nucleotide messenger RNA. RefSeq names its product 60S ribosomal protein L35. The annotation marks the transcript as partial. Gene Ontology annotation, cellular component: cytosolic large ribosomal subunit; ribosome. NCBI's taxonomy places the organism in Eukaryota, Fungi, Ascomycota, Dothideomycetes, Pleosporales, Dothidotthiaceae. The record is from RefSeq and is a predicted model, not a curated record. Gene Ontology annotation, biological process: maturation of LSU-rRNA from tricistronic rRNA transcript (SSU-rRNA, 5.8S rRNA, LSU-rRNA); translation. The transcript has 3 exons. Gene Ontology annotation, molecular function: mRNA binding; structural constituent of ribosome.
AAGACCGCCCAGCUGUGGAACAAGUCCAAGGAGGAGCUUCACACUCAGCUCACCGACCUCAAGACCGAGUUGAUCACCCUCAGGACUGCCAAGGUCACCGGUGGAGGCUCGACCAAGCUCACCCGCAUCCAUGAUGUCCGCAAGAGCAUCGCUCGUGUCCUCACCGUCAUCAACGCCAACCAGAGGUCGCAGCUGAGGCUUUUCUACAAGGGCAAGAAGUACCUGCCCCUCGAUCUCCGAUCCAAGCAGACCCGUGCCAUCCGCCGAAGACUCAGCAAGCACGAGUCAUCCCUCGUCACCGAGAAGCAGAAGAAGAGGCAGAUUCACUUCCCUCAGCGAAAGUACGCCGUCAAGGCAUAA